This is a messenger RNA of Phytophthora infestans T30-4, 1352 nucleotides long. RefSeq names its product 26S protease regulatory subunit 6A-A. Bases 11 to 1312 code for a protein of 433 amino acids. Gene Ontology annotation, molecular function: proteasome-activating activity; ATP binding; ATP hydrolysis activity. Lineage: Eukaryota; Oomycota; Peronosporomycetes; Peronosporales; Peronosporaceae. The transcript is spliced from 5 exons. Gene Ontology annotation, cellular component: proteasome regulatory particle, base subcomplex. Gene Ontology annotation, biological process: proteasome-mediated ubiquitin-dependent protein catabolic process. The record is from RefSeq and is a predicted model, not a curated record.
GAGCGACACUAUGAGCGGGCUAGAGUCAUCGGAGAUCUGGGGCGCGGAUGAGGGCUUGGACCCGGAGAUCCUGCUCAUGUCGAACGAGGAGCUGCGCCAGCGCAUCCGUCUGCUGGACAACGACAUCCGUAUCAUGCGUAGCGACAUCCAGCGCAUUAAUCACGAGAGCAACUCGCAGCGAGAGCGUAUUAAGGAGAACAACGAGAAGGUGAAGCUCAAUAAGCAGCUGCCGUACCUUGUGGCCAACGUGGUGGAAAUAUUGGAGCUCGAGGACGACGAGGAUGAGCAGGACGGCGCCGCGACGGACGUAGACGCCGCCCGUAAAGGCAAGAGCGCCGUCAUCAAGACGAGCACGAGGCAGACGAUUUUUCUGCCCAUCCCUGGACUCGUGGACUCGACCACGCUGAUCCCUAACGACCUUGUGGGUGUAAAUAAGGACAGUUACCUUAUCCUGGAGAAGCUACCGAGCGAGUAUGACUCGCGUGUGAAGGCGAUGGAGGUGGACGAGAAGCCCACAGAGGAAUACAGUGACAUUGGUGGACUGGAUAAGCAGAUCCAGGAACUCGUAGAGGCUGUGGUGCUGCCUAUGACGCAUAAGGAAAGGUUUGAGGCGAUUGGCAUCUCGCCUCCCAAGGGCGUGUUGCUACACGGCCCACCUGGAACGGGUAAGACGCUGCUGGCUCGAGCUUGCGCCAAGCAGACCGACGCCAUCUUCUUGAAGCUGGCAGCCCCACAACUGGUGCAGAUGUUCAUCGGUGACGGUGCCAAGUUGGUGCGUGACGCAUUUGAGCUGGCCAAGGAGAAAUGCAAGGACCAAAACAGAGGCGGGGCAAUUAUCUUUAUUGACGAGUUGGAUGCCAUUGGUACCAAGCGAUUCGGUGGCGAACAGUCUGGCGAUCGAGAGGUGCAACGUACGAUGCUGGAGCUGCUGAAUCAGCUGGAUGGCUUCACGAGCAACACGAAGAUCAAGGUCAUCGCUGCCACGAAUCGUCCUGAUGUGCUGGACCCGGCACUUCUCCGUUCUGGACGUCUGGAUCGCAAGAUUGAGCUGCCGCACCCGACAGAAGAGGCACGCGCUCGUAUCUUGCAGAUCCACUCGCGUAAGAUGAACGUCGACACGGAAGACACCAACUUCGAUGAGCUGGCGCGUUCCACCGACGACUUUAACGGUGCACAGCUCAAGGCGGUCUGCGUUGAGGCUGGUAUGCUUGCUCUGCGUCGUGAGAGCAACGUGAUUAAGCACGAGGACUUCAUGGAGGGCAUUUCGGUCGUAGCGGCCAAGAAGAAGGCCACACUGCAGUACUACGCUUAGAACAAGCUGUGAACUGUAAAUGAACCAUUCGGAAACGAUA